Emys orbicularis (European pond turtle) is the source of this 1014-nucleotide messenger RNA. It is a transcript of the gene PSMA3, whose product is annotated as proteasome 20S subunit alpha 3. Gene Ontology annotation, cellular component: proteasome core complex, alpha-subunit complex; nucleus; proteasome core complex. Gene Ontology annotation, biological process: ubiquitin-dependent protein catabolic process; proteasomal protein catabolic process. The record is from RefSeq and is a predicted model, not a curated record. The coding region runs from base 116 to 883 and encodes 255 amino acids. NCBI's taxonomy places the organism in Eukaryota, Metazoa, Chordata, Testudines, Emydidae. The transcript is spliced from 11 exons.
CAGCGGACCAAUGGGAAGGUGCGUUGGUGAGCGCUGGGGCGCGUGAGCGAGGCGCGGUGUGCGCGUGUGUGGAUCGGGUCUGUCCGGCGCUCGCUCUCUGCACGGCUCCGCCGCCAUGAGCUCCAUCGGCACCGGGUAUGACCUGUCAGCUUCCACUUUCUCUCCAGAUGGCAGAGUAUUUCAAGUUGAAUAUGCUAUGAAAGCUGUGGAGAAUAGUAGUACAGCAAUUGGCAUAAGAUGUAAAGAUGGUGUUGUCUUUGGAGUAGAGAAACUAGUCUUGUCCAAGCUUUAUGAAGAAGGUUCCAAUAAACGUCUCUUCAAUGUUGAUCGACAUGUUGGAAUGGCAGUAGCAGGACUCCUGGCAGAUGCUCGUUCUUUGGCAGACAUAGCUAGAGAAGAAGCUUCUAACUUUAGAUCCAACUAUGGCUAUAAUAUUCCAUUGAAGCAUCUUGCUGACAGAGUGGCCAUGUAUGUACAUGCCUACACACUAUACAGUGCUGUCAGACCUUUUGGCUGCAGUUUCAUGUUAGGGUCUUAUGAUGAGGAUGAUGGCGCUCAGCUUUACAUGAUUGACCCAUCAGGUGUUUCAUAUGGUUAUUGGGGGUGUGCCAUUGGUAAAGCCAGACAGGCUGCAAAGACAGAGAUUGAAAAACUUCAGAUGAAAGAAAUGACUUGCCGUGAUGUUGUUAAAGAAGUUGCAAAAAUAAUCUACAUAGUUCAUGAUGAAGUGAAGGAUAAAUCUUUUGAACUUGAACUCAGCUGGGUUGGAGAAAUAACAAAAGGAAAACAUGAAAUUGUUCCAAAAGACAUCAGAGAAGAAGCAGAGAAAUAUGCUAAGGAGUCUUUGAAAGAGGAGGAUGAAUCAGAUGACGACAAUAUGUAACACAUUGUUACUUCAAGACAAGUUUCAAUUUUCUUAAUUUGUAGUAGCGGUUAAUGUGUUAACCAUGGAUUAUUAUUUACUUGCUGGAAAGAUGUUAACUUGCACUAAAAUAAAUUUCCCAUUUACUAUCA